GGUUCUUUUUUUUUUUUACGUUUAACGACGUCACUGGCACUUAGUGAACCGGAUGUUCUCGUGACGUGUCUUCCGUAGCAACAACAAACCCUGGAGCUAAAACCAAACACAACCCGACAAGACAAGAAGCGAUUCUCUGUCAGAUUCAACAACAACUUUACUAGAAAUGGCUGAAGUCGAGGAAACGCUGAAGAGGAUCCAGGGCCAGAAGGGCGUGCAAGGAAUCAUCAUCGUGAACGCAGAGGGCAUCCCCAUCAAGACCACCAUGGACAACUCCACCACGGUGCAGUACGCAGGCCUGAUCCACCAGCUGGUGAUGAAGGCCCGUAGCACCAUCCGGGACGUGGACCCCCAGAACGACCUCACGUUCCUACGCAUCCGCUCCAAGAAGAACGAGAUCAUGAUCGCCCCGGACAAGGACUACUUCCUGAUCGUCAUCCAGAACCCGUCGGACUAAAGGCGAACGACCCGCUCACCUUUCGUCAAGACCUUUAUCGUGGCGUCUCCCGUUCAAACGGCGGGCUGACGGUUUACACUCUCAUCAGAAGCUCUUUCUUUAUGCACUUAGUGUGUGAGGAUGGAGACUUGGUGGGAUGGAUGUGGUCGCAGUUCAUUCAGCGAUACCCUUGAGAGUGUGGGUCGAUUAAUAUUAUUUUGCAUCAUUCCAUUGCCGUUCAAAGCCCAUUUCUCUUCACUAUAUCUGCUAUGAACACCUACUUACCAAUGACCCCUAUAGUAAAUCAGCAUUGCACACGAGUUCUUUUGAGUGGAUUUCAAAUGUAUACGCAUACACAUACUGUCCGUCUUUUGCCAAUUUAACUUCCACAAACAAAAUUCUGAAGCUGCAUCUAUUGGUAUAAGGAGUGAACUACACAUCUCCAAACCAGUUUUUUGAUUUUGAUUUUUAUCUGUGUGUUCAUAAUUGUAUUUAUUUAGUUCAUGAAGUACACAGUAUUCUGUUGGUGAGCUGAGAACUAACAAACUACCGUCAUCUCCCGGCACCUAAAUAUUGUUGCUUAUUGUACCUGUUGGUUGGAAGAUCAAUAAAAAUGAUUAACAUGCGA
Molecule: messenger RNA, 1064 nt
Organism: Gadus morhua (Atlantic cod)
Lineage: Eukaryota; Metazoa; Chordata; Actinopteri; Gadiformes; Gadidae
Gene: dynlrb1
Product: dynein, light chain, roadblock-type 1
Exons: 4
Coding region: 167-457 (96 amino acids)
Biological process (GO): microtubule-based movement
Cellular component (GO): cytoplasmic dynein complex
Source: RefSeq, a predicted model, not a curated record